Messenger RNA from Phytophthora sojae, 360 nucleotides. RefSeq lists its product as hypothetical. The coding region runs from base 1 to 360 and encodes 119 amino acids. Lineage: Eukaryota; Oomycota; Peronosporomycetes; Peronosporales; Peronosporaceae. The transcript is spliced from 2 exons. The record is from RefSeq and is a predicted model, not a curated record.
AUGCCAUCAUCGGUCACUAGUGGGGACAAGGAAGUGUACUUGCUGGACCGGAACAAGCAAAACUUAUACAGCGAAUUUAUUCGUCGCUCACGAAUGCAGUUACCUGUUGUUCCUGAGUGGGAGGGUGAGCUUAAACCGCAAAGAGCGGCACCGCCUAAUCCCGGAUCGGCCACCAGAGCACUCAAUAGCAUCGUCAAGCACUUGCGGGCUGGUCAAGCUGCCAAUCGCUACCUAGUCCCGGAUAUUAAUCUACUGCCGAUGCUGCGAGGGGUAACGUCCAGUCCGUUCGGCGCCGUUCAAAAAGGAGAAGUUGAUUUAUCCGGGGAUGCACGCGUGAUACACGACGCCUCAGUGGUGUGA